Mollisia scopiformis is the source of this 1062-nucleotide messenger RNA. RefSeq lists its product as uncharacterized. Bases 1 to 1062 code for a protein of 353 amino acids. NCBI's taxonomy places the organism in Eukaryota, Fungi, Ascomycota, Leotiomycetes, Helotiales, Mollisiaceae. The transcript has 2 exons. The record is from RefSeq and is a predicted model, not a curated record.
AUGGAUAUCGCAGACAGCAACAUAAGUACACGGAAGAAUGGCUGUAAUGCCUGGGAUGAUGAAUUUCAAGCUCAAGAAACAGAACGGCCUGGUGCAGAAAUGAACAGCAAGCAACCAAAUUUUGUGUGGUCGCAAGAAAGCUCGGACAACUUGGUUGCUGCGCAAGCAAACGCCAACACCCUUCCCUCGCUACCAAAUACUCGCGCACCUCCUUGCGCAACAACCUUCGACUCAUCCAUUAAUCAUCUUUUGACUCGACCUCUACCGGAGAUAGAGAUUUCAGACAGAAACAUCAUACUCGCUGAGCUCUCUAGCCUACAAUCACGAUGCGCUACACUUCAACGUCUUGUCGCAGGAGCAUCGUCCCCUGUAAAGCAGUGCCAAUGCGGUCAUGGUGCACACCAAUGUUGCGUGGCUACUGGCACUCUAGCACCUACUCUGCCGAAUCUUUCCGACGAUGAUAAUGGCUCCAAUUUGAUUGCAAGCCGACUUUAUCUGCCAGGAGAAGAGCUUGACACUGGUGAUGAUGGCGGUGCACCCGAUUUGUUCUCCCGGGGCUAUAGCAGACUUGUCCCCUCGUCUUUUGAUGUCGUCUCGACCGAGAGUGCUUUUCAGACUGAAGACUUGGUGCAACAGGACUACAAUCUAUUCAAUGCUAGUAUCUAUAAUACUAUGGAAGCUGACUUUCAGGACUUGUUCGAUUUCUCUGCAGCCUCGAUUCAAUCCCCUCAACAGGUCGAUGGCGCAUCGGCUCUCAAUACUACUACCACCUUUGCAGGCGGUGCCCACAACGCCGCUACAAUCUCCAAUAUAUCUGCAACACAACCUGCCAAUGCAGUAGUCUCACGAGUAUCGAACAACAAUCAACGUCCCUACAAUUGUCCACAUCCACAAUGUACGUUGGCGUUCCGCCGCCGUGGCGAUAGAGACCACCAUGCCCUCUCUCACAAUCCCAAUGCCCCUCGAUUCUCUUGCACAUACCCUGGUUGUUCUCGAGUUGGCAGACGUGGCUUCUUGAGAAGAGAUAAAUUGGCACAGCACCAGGCUCAUAUGAACCAUUAA